Messenger RNA from Lachancea lanzarotensis, 1389 nucleotides. It is a transcript of the gene BRE2, whose product is annotated as LALA0S04e07404g1_1. NCBI's taxonomy places the organism in Eukaryota, Fungi, Ascomycota, Saccharomycetes, Saccharomycetales, Saccharomycetaceae. Gene Ontology annotation, cellular component: Set1C/COMPASS complex. Bases 1 to 1389 code for a protein of 462 amino acids. The record is from RefSeq and is a predicted model, not a curated record. The transcript has a single exon. Gene Ontology annotation, molecular function: transcription cis-regulatory region binding; protein binding.
AUGAAAUUCAUCACUAUUCCGUAUCAACUGGAUACUGAUUUCGUUGCCAAGAAUGAAUCAGCCACCCAUCCACGGCCAUCACUGCCCGUGUUUUCGCAAGUUGAUGAAGAACUUGUAAAACCAGAAGAUAUACCGCUGAACAGAAGAAACUUUAUUUACACACCGUGCUCUGCCAACCCACUUUUCAGGACGCUUAAAUAUGCCACAAGUGAGUACCCAUUUGAUGUGGCAGGCUUCAACUACAUGGAUAGGGCUGAGGACAUGAGUGUACUUCCGCCUUUGAACAAUGCAAUUGGCGUGCCAAAACUAUUAGGAUGGAGAACAGCAAGGUGUGAUGCUUGCAUAAAGGAAGGAACAGUUUAUUGGGAAGUCGACAUCUUGAAAAAUGACGAGCUCGAUUUGAGCCCCGAUGCCGAUUUGAAGUCCUUGAAAGAUAAAAUUAACAGUAUGCCUAACUUAAGGUUCGGUGUUUCGCGAAGGGAAGCGUCUCUGGAGUGUCCAGUUGGGUUUGAUCUAUAUGGUUACGGUAUUCGGAACUUCAGUUUAGAAUCGAUCCACGAUGGUAAAAUGGCUCAGGAACUCCCCUCGGGUCAGAUAAAAGCGGGAGACCGACUAGGAUUCGUGUUGCAUCUACCCUCUACAGAGAGCCAAAUAGCUCAGGCCAGGGACUUUACAGAAUUUAAGAUUGCCGCGCUCUCAACGCCGGUCGAAAAUUCGGCAGAUGCGCCUGUGAAGAAAAGAGCUAAAAAACUUGCCCGCGAGUUUCAAAAAGACCUGUUGCGCGAUCAAGAUCUUUCCAAUAUAAUACGCGACCAAAUUGCUAUUCGAUACAAAAAUCAACUGUUUUUUGAAGCUACCGACUACGUGAAGACAACCAAGCCGGAAUACUACACGUCCGAUAAGCGUGAGCGGCAAGAUUUCUACUCUCUUAAAGAUUCUUUUCUCAAGGUUUUCUUGAAUGGUCAAGAGCUUGGGGUGGCAUUCGAGCAACUCAAACCGUUUCUGCCGCCCUUCAGCGAACUGAAAUAUAAUGAGAAGCUUUAUUUUAACUACUGGAGAAACGAAACGGGUGGCAGCGCAGAAGGGGACGAUGUUCAAAACAAGGUCGAUCACAAGCGUCGUCCUCACAGCAUCUUGAAAAACAAAUAUGUGAACAAUGGCAGGCUCGGUUAUUAUCCAACAGUGAGCUGCUUCAAUGGCGGCAGUGCGAAACUGCUCACCGCAAUUAACGAUUUCAAGCACUGGGACGCGAUUCGAGCUACAAUGCCCGAACUCAAGCCCGCCAAUGAUAUUUUUCAGGAGCAAAUUGCCGACGAUAUCGUCUGGGACAUUAUCGAUGAGGUUGAAGCCGAGUUGCUGAGUGACAAUGAGCCGUUGGCUUUGAUUUAA